Molecule: messenger RNA, 929 nt
Organism: Podarcis raffonei (Aeolian wall lizard)
Lineage: Eukaryota; Metazoa; Chordata; Lepidosauria; Squamata; Lacertidae
Product: keratin, type II cytoskeletal 1-like
Exons: 2
Coding region: 107-580 (157 amino acids)
Cellular component (GO): intermediate filament
Molecular function (GO): structural constituent of cytoskeleton
Source: RefSeq, a predicted model, not a curated record
AAACUGUAUAAAAGGGACAGGGGAGCCCCGGACUUUUCAGAUUGCUCCGUUCCUCUCUACAUCCAAACGAAACUUCUUCUAACCAGCCAACUUCCAAAACACAGCCAUGCAUUCUAAAAGUCAAUCCUGCGCUGUCCCAUCUAUUGGUCUUGGACAUUGUGGAUAUGGCGGUGGAUACGGCGGUGGAUACGGCAUCGGAGGUGGCAUCAUCGGAGGUGGUGGCAUCGGAGGUGGCAUCAUCGGAGGUGGUGGCUUCGGUGGCGGCGUAUCAUCCAGCAGCCUUGGCAUAGUCCCCGGGGCCAAUGUUUCCUGCAUAAGCCAAAUUCCAUCAUCAGAAGUGGUGAUCCAGCCAGCUCCAGUUGUGUUGACCAUCCCAGGACCCAUCCUCACUUCAAGCGAGCCAAUGUCUGUUGGAGGUUACAGUCCAUGUGCUUCCGGUUAUGGCUACGGGUCUUCUGGUUAUGGCUAUGGGUCUUCUGGCUAUGGCUAUGGCUCUUCUGGUUAUGGCUAUGGCUCUUCUGGAGGUUACCUCGGUGGUGGCUACGGAGGUGGCCAGUCAUCCAAGGGUCACCCCUGCUAAGCCAUUGUGAGAAGACCAGGACUAUCCAGAAAUCGCCAACCCACCAAUACGGACUCUGUAGCCAAGUUUAUGGGUCUGGGCUUCAACUAAUGUUGAGCUCCAGACUUAUGAAUGGUUCUCCAUGUAUGUGAAAGAUGAAAGCCCUGUUAUGUAUUCUUUUCUCCCAACUAUUUACUUUCCAUAAGUGUAUAUUCCCUUUUCCACAUUGCUCUCCAGCUACAUAAGGACCAAAGGUCCAUCCUAUAUCUACACGUCUCACUUCUGAGAGAUUAUUCUCUUGUUACAUAGCUUGGUUGUAUGUUUUCUUGAUACUCUUCAUUUUCUAAUAAAGCUUCCUUUGCAUCAUAAA